AUGAGGCUGUUUCUCAUCCGCCACGCCGAAUCCGAGCACAAUGUUGCCCAGGUCUAUGCAGGAACAACGGACUCGGCGUUGACAAACCAUGGCAUGGUACAAAUUCAGCGCUUAGCCCUGCAUUUUAAGGAGCAAGGCAUCGAGUUUACCACAGUAUUCUCGUCAGAUUUGCUACGGGCUCGCAUCACUGCUGAAGGGAUCUGUAGCCUUGUUGGGGGAGAACAGCAGAGUAGGGUUGGCACACAAACAUCACCUGUCAUCUUACCUCUUCUGAGGGAGAAAGACUUUGGUUGCCUGGAAGGAAAAUCAUGGCUUGCUACGCGGGGCGGGGAUGGGAAAUCUGGUGCUGAGACGAUGGCUGGAGACCCUGAAUCUCAGGCCUCUAUCGCUUCUCGGGUGGAUAUGUUCCUCACCAACCAUCUGUUGCCAGUCGUUUCCGAUAUGGGUCAUACUGCACAGUCUGUUGCGGUGGUUUCCCAUGGUGUCUUGCUCUCUGCACUCUGGGAAGCUUUGUCUCGACUGUUUCUUUCAACACACGUCAUCCUGGGCCCCAAUGUUGAGGUUGGAAGACGCAUUUCGUCGUGGUCCAACACUGGCUACCUAGAACUUGCUGUCGGAAGGUUGGUUGAAGAUAAAUCCUCAAAACCAGCUCCGGCAAUGGUCGACGGCCAAGGGAACCGAAAGGAUGCUUCCAACAAAACUCAAGUGGUUGAUAACGCUCCAACGCCGGUACUGUCUGGAUAUGCGAUGACAGUCCUAACAAUAAACGGGAAACAACAUCUCCAUAAUCUCAGGCGCACUCCUGGCGUGGGAAGGUCCAAACAUGAUGCCUCGCAAAAACGCAUCGAUAGUUUCUUUCAGAGGCCGAAGAAUUAG
Molecule: messenger RNA, 876 nt
Organism: Paracoccidioides brasiliensis Pb18
Exons: 2
Coding region: 1-876 (291 amino acids)
Biological process (GO): negative regulation of glycolytic process; regulation of pentose-phosphate shunt; fructose 2,6-bisphosphate metabolic process
Cellular component (GO): cytosol
Molecular function (GO): fructose-2,6-bisphosphate 2-phosphatase activity
Source: RefSeq, a predicted model, not a curated record